This is a messenger RNA of Diachasma alloeum, 904 nucleotides long. Its product is annotated as trypsin delta/gamma-like protein CG30031. Lineage: Eukaryota; Metazoa; Arthropoda; Insecta; Hymenoptera; Braconidae. Gene Ontology annotation, molecular function: serine-type endopeptidase activity. The transcript has 2 exons. Gene Ontology annotation, biological process: proteolysis. The record is from RefSeq and is a predicted model, not a curated record. Bases 18 to 839 code for a protein of 273 amino acids.
GGCAAGGCAGUUGCACAAUGCUCUCAGUUCUGGAUAACCCAUUUCACUGCAAACCCAGUAUGAAGCUCGUUAUCUUGAUUGCGGUAUCAGCAGUAGCAGCUGGCGAUGCCCUGCCAUCGACAUUCUUUGAAAAGGCAGUGGGCUCGGGCAAUCGGAUCAUCGGUGGUAGGAAUGCAACAAUCGAGGAAGUUCCGUACCAGAUCAGUCUUCAGUACACCAACACUCACAACUGCGGUGGCAGCAUCAUCUCGAAGGACUGGGUAGUGACAGCUGGCCACUGCGUCGGUGGCUCGGCAGCUUACUACUCUGUCCAUGCUGGUUCUUCAUUCCACAAUAGAAAUGGAACGAGACAUAACGCAACCCGAAUUGUGAGACACCAGGCUUACAAUAUAACUGAUGCUGGGAUUCCAGUUUACGACAUUGCGCUGGUCCGAGUGUCUCCGCCAUUCGUCUUCAACAGCAACCACCAGUCAGUGAAGCUGUUUGGCCUUGGGGAGCCAGCUCCUGCCAAUGCCACGAGCACCAUCACCGGUUGGGGUCGGACUGAGAACGGAACGGCUAAGAUUCUUCAGCUUGUGACUAUUCCCAUCGUUUCCAAAACUGCUUGCGACGAGAGUUAUCAGGGAUAUGGUGGUAUUCCUGAUGGACAAAUCUGCGCUGCCUACCCUCAAGGAGGCAAAGACUCCUGCCAAGGUGACUCCGGAGGUCCAUUGACUAUUGGCGGACGUCUUGCUGGAAUUGUUUCGUGGGGAUAUGGCUGUGCUGUCGCAGGAAAUCCUGGAGUUUACACCGAAAUCGCUGCCUAUCGCUUUUGGAUCAAGUCUAUUACUGGGGUUUAAUCCAUUCUAAUUAAUUUCUCUUCGAUGUAAUUGUUGUGAUGAAAUACAGGGAGAUGUUAAAGAAA